This is a messenger RNA of Calidris pugnax (ruff), 6937 nucleotides long. It is a transcript of the gene IPCEF1, whose product is annotated as interaction protein for cytohesin exchange factors 1. The record is from RefSeq and is a predicted model, not a curated record. The coding region runs from base 221 to 1507 and encodes 428 amino acids. NCBI's taxonomy places the organism in Eukaryota, Metazoa, Chordata, Aves, Charadriiformes, Scolopacidae. The transcript is spliced from 11 exons.
GUGUCGGAGGACAGUGUGUGGCAAUGCCACUGAGUCAUGCCAGCCACGGGGGUGGAGAGCAGCUGAAAGGCUCUUCAUCUGCUUCGUUUCAAACAGCUUGAAUCUUGCUGCUUUCAAAGAAGCUUGCCCAAAUACCGGUCGGUUCCCAUAUAAAAGGAAAAUAAAUUUCUGCUAGUUGGUGAUGAGCUUGAAGCUUUCUCACUGAACUUUGAAACCAUUCAUGGAAGCUGAUGGCAACGCUCUUGUUCCCUUGCGUCAGAAGACAAAAAAGAAAAGUCAAGGGUUCUUUAUAAUGAGCCGACGGAGGAUAUCAUGUAAAGAGCUGGGUCAAGCCGACUGCCAAGGAUGGCUCUACAAAAAGAAAGAAAAAGGAGCUUUCAUUGGCAACAAAUGGAAAAAGUUCUGGUGUGUGCUGAAGGAGUCAUCGCUGUACUGGUACAGCAGUCAGCUGGCUGAAAAAGCAGAAGGAUUCAUCAGACUUCCGGACUUCAGUGUGGACCGAGCAAUUGAAUGCAAAAAAAAGCAUGCUAUUAAGAUCAGCCACCCACAGAUCAAGACAUUUUAUUUUGCGGCAGAAAAUGUUCUGGAAAUGAACACGUGGCUAAGUAAGCUGGGGAUGGCUGUAGACCCUCAGGCACCCAAUGGGAAGAAUGAGGAAGAAUGCUACAGCGAAAGUGAACACGAUGAUCCAGAAAUAACCGACACACCACCUCCCCCCUACACAGUCCAGCCACCUCCGCCUUCGCAGGAUCAGCAGAAGUCUUCUUUCACCUCGACUCUGUCAAGUGAAGCAUCCUGUUCUCUCUCCUCUCCUGAAAGCACUUUCAACUCUCAAGAGUCGUCUUCUUCCUUGACAUCCAAAGUGGUUUAUUCCGAGAGACAGUCCUGGCUUGACCUGGUUAAUAGCUCUGCCACAGAAGAGGGUGAUCCACCUUUAACGUUCUGCGUACAGAUUCAUUCUGAUGAGCUGCCAGAAGCAGACUGUGGAGAAGCGGCAGAAAGCCAGGAGGUCCAACUUUCCAAACCCAAUGGUGGAUCCCAAAACUCUUUUUUAGGUCUGGAUACACAUUGUCUAGCAGUGCCAGAUGCAACGGGACAGAGAUCACUAGCCAAAGACCAGGAAAAAUGUGAUGAUGAUGAGAUGGAGCGACUUUACAAGUCAUUAGAACAAGCAAGCCUGUCUCCCAUUGGUGAUCGUCGGCUGUCAACGAAGAAGGAGCUUAGGAAGUCAUUUAUCAAACGCAGCAAAAACCCUUCCAUUAAUGAGAAACUCCACAAAAUUCGAAUGCUCAACAGCACAUUAAAGUGCAAGGAACAUGACCUGGCCACAAUUAACCAGUUGCUAGAGGACCCAAAGUUGACAGCAAUGAAGUACAGAGAAUGGAGGAACACAAACAUCAUGCUAGUCCAAGAUAUCUAUCAGCAGCAGGAGGUCCAGGACGCGUCCACGGAGAAUAGUGAGGAACAAGAGACGACUCCACGGCCUAUUACUGAAAGUGCUAUCUGAGGUCGUGGUUCAGUGGUUCACAUCAAGAUUUUUUCCCUACGGGACUCGAUGUACAGGCACUUUAAACUGCUGCAUUUUGAGGUUUGUUUUUCCAAGUGUUCUUUGAAAGGAAAACAACCCCUUCUCGAAAGCUUUAAUUCAUUUUCCAAAACUUAUUUUAUGUCAAAAAGGCAAAUUCCCCAAAUUAUAAAAGCACUCCUGAACCUCGGCUGCAUACCUAAGAAGACUAUUUUAUGAAGCAGUGAAGAAAUGUUUUUCCAUCUUUGGAGAAGCAAAUGAAGUAUGUCCAACUCCUGGAAGUCACAGAACUGUAUAAUAUGAACCGAAUAAAUGUGAGAUCUUUGGGGUUGUUUUUACCAUGUAACUUACUGUUAAAGGAAGCUACAACAAUGCCAACAGGAUGUCAUCUACUCUCUACCUUUUUACUCUGUAAGGUAACCUGAUGUAUGCAUUUUCGUCUUUACAUUCACCCACUUUCACCACUCUUCCAGUAUAAACUGAGAGAAAGAGAAUAAUUACGCAUGAGUUUAUACUACAGGCAGCUGCCAGGCACACAGUUUGUGUUCUGCCUGAUGUUUUAUGAGUUUCAAAUUUAUUUAUGGACUAGACCAAGGUACUGUCUUUCUACAUGAAGAAGAGAAGGUCCCCAAUGUUUGCUAACAUGUAAUUUACUCUUCAGUGAGGCAGCUAAUGCUUCAUCAAGUUUCAAAUUUUCUUAUGGACUUGACAGAAUUCCUUGGAAGACUAUUUUCUUUUUCUUAUUUUUGACAAUUGUGAAUAUAUUAGGUACAAGUUCAUCCCAGAUUCCUACGUGCGAAGGUGAUCAAUUUCACAAGGCAGAAGCUAAAAAGUAAUUAAAUUCCUAAUGUGAACCUGAAAGUGUAAAACAUAGCUGCAAAUAUUUUUGUAAAUAUAUGUCAUUUUAUGGCUUAUAUUGAAUGUGACUAUGUACUGUAUAUAUGUUUUAUUUAUAUAUUUAUAUAUGCUGAAUUUCCUAAUGUAUCCAGGCACACAUGGACCAGACCCAUCCAGAUGAGAGUGCUUACAGGUUGACUUGAAAUGCUUCUGGCUUUUUUGUUCCAUUAUGAAUCACAUUAAUAGCUCUACAACCAAGAUUACCCUGGGGCAUCUGCUGUAACUUUUUUUUCUGUCUUUCUAGCUUUGAGUUUUAGAUGAAGAAAAUCUGUAUAACUUUGGGCAGGAAAAUAAAUUUUCUAUAAAAUGUCAGGAUUUCCCUUUGGGCAAACAAAAAUAAGUAUGUUAAGAGAUUUUGCUGCAGGAGUGUAACUUUUUGGCUUCAUUGUCUUCAGUACAGUUUGGUUUUUUAGCCUUUGCAUCUUCUGCAUGCGUACAAGUAUGAGGGACUUUUGCUGAAUUUUGAAAAACAAGAAAUAGCCCACCAUUCUCAAAUUAAUGCCACUACAGGAACUGUGGCAGUCUUCACUUCUGCUGGCUAUUUCAUAAAAAUACUCUUUGUCAUUAGUUUGCAAAACAGUUUCUCUUUUAAAGCAAAAUACAUUAUACAGAUGCAGCCAUAUUCACCUGCCUUUAUACGUUGUAUGUUUUAUCAUAGCUUGAUUGAGAAAACAAAAAUUUAACAGUGCUAGUGGGAACAUGUGAAGUUUUUUCCACCUGUGUAGUGAUAUCUGACUGUUGUUAUUGUAUUUUAACACUCAGUAGCUUACUUUUUGGAAUAGAGACAUGGAAUUGUCCCCCAAUGCAUUCAAAACUGGCAGCUAAGGCUGUGCUGAGUAUGAGAACUGAGGAGCAGAGAGUGAGCUAUAAAAAGGGGAAAUAGAAGGAAAAAUUUAGGCUCCUUUGAUGCAGGAUUUAAUGGGAGAGGGACAGGCAAAAUGGGGGCUGGUUGAAUGCAGAAGUAGGCCUGAAUUUGGGGACAAUGUCACUGCUUCAGGUACAGAAGGGUUUAGGAGUGUGGACUGAUAUUGGAUCAGGACUUCAUAACUGAGGCUAGUCUUCUGGUGGGGAAUGAAUGUUAGCUGCAACCUGGAAGUGGGUGACAGUGACUAAAUGGGGAAGCAGACAGAAAACCCAGGUUGGUUUUCAGGAAAUUGUCAUCCAAGUGGUGAUUUCAUCACUUCAGUAAUUCUAACUGGAAGUUGAUAGAAAUUAAGCAAACUCAAUACCUGUUGCAAUUUGGUUUAGAGUAAUGACCUCCUAAAAAGUGAGCCCAUUCUAAGGCUUUUUUUAUCUUUCACCAUUCCCAGAAGACCCUCUGGACUGUGGACUUUCGUGAGCAUCCUGCUCCUGAAUGAAAUUCUUCAAAGCAGAUGCGUAGGUGGGAGUGGGAUGACCCCUGAAGUUAAUGUGAUGUCAAUUUACUGCCAAGCACACACUGCUUGUUCCAUCUCAAUUUUAACUACUUGGUGCUAAAUAAUUGAUAAAUAACAGAGGUCAAAUGGAACAUACACUUCAGAUUUUCUCUUGCAGGUGCAGAACAUUCAGCUUCUCCUGCAACAAAGCAGGUAAACACCAUUUUUCUUCAAAAGUGUCUUCACUUAGAUCAUAAAAACAAGUAUGUGCAUAAAUGGCCUGUUGAACUGAGCCAGACUGGCCAGUGCCUUGCAGUUCUGAGCAAAGUCCUAAUCAAUGCCAGUUGCUGAAGCAGAUUUGCACUAUACAAAGGAAAGCACUGUGUGGCUUGCACACACUGUGUUGGCUCUUUUCACACUGUGCUUGUGUAAGCACAUACAAAACAGGUUUCCCAAAUGCAGACGAAUGUCCUCCAACUGCCUGAACUCUCCUACUGGUUUUGAUUACAGUAGCCUAAAUUAGCUUUUAAAUGACUCUCUUUCACAUGGUGAGUAGAUACUUAUUGAGUUUUGGAAAACCUGCUGAGGAUAGGCUGUAUUGCCCUCUUUGAAAAUGGCAGAAAACUCACGAACUUUAGUGCAGUUGUUAUUUUGACAAAUUUCUGUCUGUUCAAGAAAACAAAUGUAUGAGUUUUAUGCAAGUGCAGUGCUGGGAGUCUACCUCCAUUUUCUUCAGCUACUAUUUAGGCCCAAAACAAAUAGAAAGUUUGGGAAAUGUGAAGUAGAAAUUGCAGUAAAUCAGGAUUUCUUUUCCAGCACUGCUAAUUAACGUGACAGUUUUGACCUGGUGCUGGGUUUGGCACGAGGGGCUGUGAAGAGACAUGAAAGCCACAGCUGGAGAAAGAAUUGUGCACAAGCCGACAGCUACAGCUAGUGGAUGCAGUGGGGAUCCACCUCGCAGGAAAAACUUGGACAACUCUGUGCUCAGUGAUACUUAGGGCAAAUGGUGUCUGUUGGUCUCAAUAUGGAAGGCCUGCCACAGUCAAUGUCUAAAAGUCUUUAACCAUCUGCUUCAUGGGACUUGUUUUAUGUAUUUUUUCGGGAAAAAAUGUGUGUGCAUGGAUGUGUGCACGUGCAACUUACUCCUUUGUCAGCAUAGCCUUUCGGUAUUGGUGCAAAUAUUGGUCCAGCUAUGCAGAUUUUGGAGUAACUAAUGACAAUAUCUAAUUUCAGCUGUUUCUGCAGCCUGUCUAUGGUGGCUUUUCUGGAAAUUGAAUCUCUGUUUGGGUGGCGUAAAUCUCACAAGCUACAAGAAUGAGCUGGGAUCACAUUUCCUUUCCUAAGAAAGGAAAGGUUUCAGGUGGGGACAGUGAAUCGUUUCUGCAUCUAAUCCUGAUGAUUUACUCAAUGCUAGAUUUCUCCUAAAGCAGGAAUAAAUAAUGUGAUUCAACCUCUUUUUUUUUUCCCAUUGGAUAAUUUUCUUUCUAGAGAAAACCUUCAUGUUGAGAGAAAAGGUUGUUUUGGGACAGCCAGGGAGGGAGGGGAGGAAAGGAGGUGGCAUUUGAUUUAAAACUGUGUAGCAUUUCAGAAUUUAAAUUUUUUUCUAACUAGGAAAAAAUACGGGCAUGCUGCAUCUAUUGUGUGAGCCUGUAAGCUUAAAUGUCUAUUACAGAUCUAAAAACUUGUAUUUUUUAACUUUUAAAGUAGCAAGACAGUCCAUGUAAGCGCACUGCUAUGUGAGGAGCUCUGUGUGCUGUGGUUGAAGUUUGGGUUUUGGCCUCCUAUUUUUUUGUUUUGCUUUUUUGGUGGUACAGAAGUGACCAACUGCAAAGAGAGCCUGGGCUUACUUCAUUUGUGACGGACAUGUCUUUCUGUUUACAGGAAGCCAAAGUGGUUUUCUUGUGGCAGUAAAGCCAAAGUGGUAUUUCCUGUUUUGUGUGGGGCAUUUCGAAGCAGCAGACAUUUUAAGAUGUCAGUCAACGUUUCCUUGACAUCCUGAAGAUUUAUCCCAUUUUGGCCUGCUCCGAACUGCCACAUUCUUGCAUUUUUAAGAACUAGCUUCAUAGUAACUAGAAUAAAAUGUUGAGGUGAAAAAAGAAAUGGCAAAACAGAACAGUAAAGCUCUGAGCUAAGAUCAGGCUGAAAGUCUUUUCUCUGUGCAAAGGGUAAUGGGAGCUAAGCUUGCCAAAAGCUAGGCAUUUCAACACUGAAAAAAAGAUUGUCAGGUGUUGAGGAGAGUACUACAUUCCUCGAGUUUGCUGUGGGAGAAGUUCCAAGACCUGUUUGCUCUGGAAAAAUGAAUAUUUUUCUAAUUUAUUUCUUCCUGGUAAAAAUCCAAAGGGAGUGGCUUAUAAACUGGCAGAAAGUUAAAAAUGAAAUAUGCAUAUAAUACAAGACAGUUCAUCAGCCUUGAUGUAUUGCUUUGAACUGGUUGACUCUAGAUGACUCAGCCUUUAACACAGAAAAUCCAUUUCUUUGGGAAACCUUUGUAGCUACCAGAGUUUCUGAGGCUUACGUACCCCAUCUGGCCCACGUGGGGGCCAUUUGGAGGACAUAGGUGUAUGGCAAUUCUAUAGGGCAAAGAGGUUACAUCAUCACACCACAGCUUAGGAAACACCUGAACUCUAACUCUUCCUGUGUCCUAGAUGUCUUAGGACCUGCCCAAAUUAUUCUGACUCCUGAAGUUACUUAUGACAGUUUUACCUUCUCACACCUGAAAAUAAAGAGGAUAUGAAAAUCCCACUCUCAUGUGAAGAGAAACUAGGGCUAAUCUAGCAUAUCUAGCAAAAAUAACUCACCUGAUGAAAUGCCACAUGAGCACAAUAAUAGCAGUGUUCUUGUGCAAAGCUUUCAAUACUGAGGACUGGCCAAAAGGAGGAAUGGGGGUGUCUAUUCCAUUCCCCUCUGGAACGCCAUGCACAGAGGAAUAUUUGCCUGCAGCACCGUGAAGGUAUAGGGAAUGUCAAUUUGGUAUUUUAUCUGCUAUGCCUAUUUUUAUUUUUUUUUUUCCCACUGGUUUCAAACUCAAAGCACAAUGUUUGCACUCAGCGCUGCCUUUUUGCUGCUUGUUGCCCACACAUGUGACUUGAUUUUAAUGGAAUGAUACACACAUCUUGCAGAAUGAGAGCCUUAUGUUUGCACUUGUCAAUUAAACACUGAA